AUGCCAAAACAACCGAACAUCCUCCUCUUCAUCAGCGACCAACAGCGCACAGACACCCUGCGGUGUUAUGGCAACGACUGGAUACAAUCGCCACAUCAAGACGCCCUCGCAGAACGCAGCUUUGUCUUUGAAAACACCUACGUCACACAACCCGUAUGCACCCCUGCGCGCGGCUCGCUCAUGACCGGCCUGUACCCGCACAACCACGAAUGCAUGGUCAACCGCGAUAUCUUGCGCGACGAAAUCCCAUCCAUCGCAGAAAUGCUACCCGACACCUAUCGAAAAGCCAUGUUUGGAAAAUGGCACCUCGGCGACGACUCUGUGCGACAGCACGGCUUUUGA
Geodia barretti is the source of this 342-nucleotide messenger RNA. The record is from the annotation of a GenBank genome assembly. NCBI's taxonomy places the organism in Eukaryota, Metazoa, Porifera, Demospongiae, Tetractinellida, Geodiidae.